CUAACUGUAACUAUGCUCACGCAAAUGUAAACAAUCGUAUUUGGAAAGCAGGGACUACAUAAGGGGUUAUGUUUAUGUUGGAAAGUGAAAAAUUAAUUUUUUGUUCACUGCAAUAGAAAUGUCACAUUAAUCCAACGCUAAUGCGGUUGAAAUUAUUAAUAUUAUUAUUAUCACAGUAGAAGCAUUUUAGAAUAUAUACGAUACAUAUUAGUAUUGUAAUUAUGGCUCUGAGUAACAUUUUUAGAAGAAACAUUAGUAUAUGGACUAAAGGAAGAUAUUCCAAUAAAACUAAUUAUUGUUCACAAGCUUACUUUCUUUCUGUUAAAAGUUAUCACUCAGAUAAUUUUUCUGUUAUUGGAUCUGAACCUGAUCGACAUACUCCUGAAUUUAAAGAAAACUAUGUGAAUAUGCAAAAUUUAGUUUCUGAUUUAAGAGGAAAAAUUCAACAUAUAUCCCAAGGUGGUGGAGAAAAAGCUAUCAUACGUCAUACCUCUAAAGGAAAGCUCCUUGCUCGACAACGAAUCUCAGGCCUUCUUGAUUUAGGCUCUCCAUUUCUAGAACUGAGCCAGUUAGCUGCAUAUCAAGUAUAUGGUGCAGAGGAAGUUCCUGCUGCAGGGAUAAUAACUGGCAUUGGUUUGAUACAUGGAGCUGAAUGCAUGGUAGUUGCUAAUGAUGCCACUGUUAAAGGUGGGACCUAUUAUCCAUUAACAGUUAAGAAACACUUGAGAGCUCAAGAAAUAGCCAAAGAAAACAAUCUUCCUUGUAUUUACCUUGUUGAUUCCGGUGGUGCCAAUUUACCUCGACAAGCUGAUGUGUUUCCUGAUAUUACAAACUUCGGUAGAAUUUUCUACAAUCAGGCUACCAUGUCUGCUCAAAACAUACCCCAGAUUGCAGUAGUUAUGGGAAGUUGUACUGCAGGUGGUGCAUAUGUUCCAGCAAUGGCAGAUGAAAGUAUCAUAGUAAAAAACAAAGGGACUAUUUUUCUCGCUGGACCACCUUUGGUGAAAGCAGCAACUGGUGAAGAAGUAACUGCUGAACAACUUGGUGGUGCUGAUCUACAUUGCAGGAAAUCUGGCGUAACAGAUUACUAUGCUACUGAUGAUGAACAUGCUCUUCAUAUUACUAGAAGAAUUGUUAAAAAUUUGAACAGGAUAAAAACACCUGAGGUUACCAUUUCUGAAUCUGAAGAACCUAAAUAUGCUCUUGAUGAUUUAUAUGGUAUUGUUGGUGACAAUUUGAAAAAAACUUUUGAUGUCAGAGAGGUAAUUGCCAGGCUUGUUGAUGGUAGCUAUUUUGAUGAGUUUAAAGCUUUAUAUGGAGAUACAUUAAUAACAGGUUUUGCUCGACUUUAUGGAUAUCCAGUUGGUAUUAUUGGAAAUAAUGGUGUGUUAUUUUCUGAAUCUGCAUUAAAGGCUACUCAUUUCAUUGAAUUAUGUUGUAAAAGAAAGAUUCCUUUAAUUUUUCUCCAAAAUAUAACAGGUUUUAUGGUGGGACGUGAAGCUGAAGCUGGUGGAAUUGCUAAACAUGGUGCUAAAAUGGUUAAUGCAGUUGCAUGUGCCAAAGUUCCUAAAUUAACUGUAAUUAUUGGUGGGUCUUAUGGUGCUGGGAAUUAUGGAAUGUGUGGCAGAUCAUAUUCGCCACGAUUCUUGUAUAUGUGGCCAAAUGCUAGGAUUUCUGUCAUGGGUGGUGAACAAGCUGCUAAUGUCCUUGCUCAAAUAACUCGGGAUCAGAGAAAAAGAGAAGGCAAACCUUGGACAGAAGAAGAAGAAAAAGCUCUGAAAGAGCCUAUCAUUGAACGAUUUGAAGAAGAAGGUCAUCCAUAUUAUUCAUCUGCUAGACUUUGGGAUGAUGGUAUAAUUGACCCGGUUGAUACUAGGAGAAUUCUAGGAUUAAGUUUGAGUGCUGCAAUGAAUGCAAAAAUACCAGAUACUGAAUUUGGAGUAUUUAGAAUGUAAACAGUCGAAAUUACUAAACAGAAUUUAGUAACUUUUGAAUGAAUUUGUUGAUAUUUUAUUGCUUGUAACUAUUUUUAUAUUAUUGUAUUUGCUAUAUAAAAUCUAUUUUGUUACAUGAAUUUUUAUUUUUUGUUAUUAAAUUGUUUUUCAAAAACUGU
Molecule: messenger RNA, 2113 nt
Organism: Parasteatoda tepidariorum (common house spider)
Lineage: Eukaryota; Metazoa; Arthropoda; Arachnida; Araneae; Theridiidae
Gene: Mccc2
Product: methylcrotonyl-CoA carboxylase subunit 2
Biological process (GO): L-leucine catabolic process
Cellular component (GO): methylcrotonoyl-CoA carboxylase complex; mitochondrion
Molecular function (GO): methylcrotonoyl-CoA carboxylase activity
Source: RefSeq, a predicted model, not a curated record